AUGGGCGUGCUUUGUCGUCAUCUCAGGAGAUGGUGGAAAUCUGCCCGUCGAUCUGACUCCGUCCAGAAAUGUCAAGAAGACAAGUCAAAGCCAUCUUCGUCGAUCCACGAACAUCCAGAAGGGCUAUCUACAUCUGCCGGGAAAACGAAUGCUUCUGGAAAGGAACAGCGUCCCAGAGAGCAGCAGCACUCAUCUGGACGCCUGUCUGGCAGAUUAAGAAGGCGGCUCUCGAGAAAAUCGAAAUUGUUCCGUGCCCCUUCAAGAAAAGCACAUCACCAAGACGUACGGUCUUUGUUCCCAUCCGAAUCUCCCAAGCUCUUCUUAAACCCUGCCUCGUUCGAUGACUUUGGAAGCAGCUUGGUGAGUGAGAGAGAAUACGACAGUGAUGCCCAGUUUGUCAGCACUCCAAAGCAUGCUGCUCAGGGUUCUCCGCGUCCAGUUACGACAAGUGGCCGGACACUAUCGUCCUCUGGGCGGGACUAUAACAAAAUGGGCUUGAACAAUACAACUGAACCACUCCGUUUCUUUCCAACACCGGACAUUGGGGGUUUAUCAGACAAAGACGGCGGUUUCUUCAACGCUGGCAAGGAACUUCCUGGGUCGGAUUUCGUAUUUUCUAAACUUCAUGAUUCGCAAACUCAAAAUAUACCAACCUUGGAUGGAAAGGGUAAGGUAAUAGACCUGCCCAGGCCAGCCAGUCCAAUCGGAUCAGCGAUGGAUGGUUCCAGGUAUAAUAGAAUAUCGGGAGAAACCAUUAGCCUCCCGGACUGGCAGCAAGCAUUCUUUGCUCCCAGUGAGGGAGCAGUUGGCACAUUAAGGCCCCUAGCCAACAACAAUUUGAAUUCCAGCAAUGGGCAGCAGCCCACUCUGCCACAACAAAAUCACCAGUUGACACUUGCACAUAGAAGCACUGGCGGGCAACUAGCUCAACCGGGCUCGUUAGAUAUGCUGAACGAGCACAUAUCAGAUAUCAUUGUCGAAAAGAGACGGCACUCAGUGAAGCACCCAGGUCCAAUUGGAAGCAUCGCUGCGCGGUUGGCUUCAGCAGAGUCCUCGGAUUCUCCGACUGAAUACAUCCCUGAACUUAUUAUCGAGAAAAGACGCCGCCAAACCUCAAUUCCAGGUGUGCGUUCGAUUCAUCUUUGCGAUCUCGACAUAUCUAGGGUCCUAGCAUCAUCAUCGUCGAUAACGCCACCAAAUUUAUCUCAAACGCAAUCGUUUGAUGAAAAUCGACGGGAAUAUACACCAAGUUCCCGCAGCAUAUCUGAUCAAGAUGGUUCACAAGCUUGGCAGAAGAGUGCAGAGAAAAUAGAAAUGCCUACAAGAAUGGUAUCCCAGAGGGAAUACGUAUCCUCGAUUUAUUCGAGAAGUACUUGGUCUGCCAGCGCUUCUAUCGACUCCAUGAGGCCACAUCCUUCCGGCUUUGGUUCGAUAAUUUAUGAGCAAACCGAGCCAGAGAAGAGAAGUUCUGCCAUGACCCCGGCUAUCCAAAGCUCUGUGGCAUCAUCUCGAAACUCGGAUUCAGAGGAGGAAAAAGGUGCGAUCAUCACCACAAAGGAACCCCAAAAAAGCAAGUUCACUGAGCACUUUGACCUCGACUACCAAACCCCUCUAGAGGUCGUAUUCCCAUAUGCGCCUCGUAAAAUUAGCAUCGGAUGGAUGUCGGGUGGACGACGCCUCGGUUAUGGAUACACGAUGGUGGGUACUGAUGAAGAUGACGAACGGUCAUCACCAAAGGAUUCAUAUUCGCUUGCAGAAAGCGAAAGGGACCAUGCGCCAAAUGAAUUAUCGACCGAGGACGAAUUUCAGGAACACGCCGAGAAACGGCACACAGGGCAGCAGGAACAGAUACCAACGUUAGGAGGAACGUCAACACAUGUUCAUGAUAUCGAUUAUCAUGCUUACCAACGUCGCUGGUCCGGUGCAACUACCUUGCUAAGAAAGGUAAAGACGAAAGAAAGCACGGGUAGCGAUUCUACGUCGCGUUCAUUAUGGACAAGGCUUUCAAGCCAUGCAAGGAGAAAUCGAUGUGCGGACAAUGCAAAAUUUGCAGAUCAAGGCCCCAGGCCAAGUUUCGAGUCAACCCAGAGAGCAAAGCGAAGUCAUCGUACGAAGACUCUCUCUCUUAUUGAAAGGCCGACUAGAAAACACACAAGGAUAUGGACUAAAAUACGUCAUCUGAGAAGCCUACAGAUGAUAAGACGCCAUGCGACAGAUGAUUCAUCUAAGCGGGAACUGGGAUCUUCGGCAGAAAGCAGUCUUUCAAACGUGCAUUGUUCAACCCUGAAAAGCGACACGAGCGAGAUUGAGAAUAUAGAUGGUGGAAAACGGCGGGCAAGUGCCGCGCAAGGCGAGAUUCAUACUGCAGUGGUCAUAUAG
Messenger RNA from Monascus purpureus, 2379 nucleotides. The record is from the annotation of a GenBank genome assembly. NCBI's taxonomy places the organism in Eukaryota, Fungi, Ascomycota, Eurotiomycetes, Eurotiales, Aspergillaceae.